Molecule: messenger RNA, 1584 nt
Organism: Zea mays
Lineage: Eukaryota; Viridiplantae; Streptophyta; Magnoliopsida; Poales; Poaceae
Product: replication protein A 32 kDa subunit B
Exons: 11
Coding region: 298-1263 (321 amino acids)
Biological process (GO): DNA replication; nucleotide-excision repair; double-strand break repair via homologous recombination
Cellular component (GO): chromosome, telomeric region; DNA replication factor A complex; nucleus
Molecular function (GO): single-stranded DNA binding
Source: RefSeq, a predicted model, not a curated record
GGCUUGACUCGAAGCCGGCAGCCGGGUACAGCACGGAGAGCAUCGGGCUCGGGCCGGCACGAUACGUGCCAGCAAGCCGGGGGCUGGCACCAGGCCCGCGGUUGGCAACGGCCCAGAGUCUUGCCGGCUUUGCUCCCCCGCCGCGGCGCCGCGAGCGCGUAUGUAUAACGCGACCCCCCUCCCCAGUCCCCCCAGCGGCAAGGCGGCAACCGUUCUCCCGCGUCCCGCACUCCCGCCCCUUUUCCUUUUGCUCCUUCCUUCCUCGGGAAGCCUAGGGCUUAGGCUUUAAGCGCCGCGAUGUACGGCGGCGGCGGCGGCGGCGGGCACUACGACGGAGGCAGCGGUGGCGCCGGGAACGCUAACGCGCUCUUCGGCGGCGGGGGCUUCAUGCCCUCACAGUCCACGGUGGUCCCGGAGAACAGCGGCCUCUCUAAGGGUCGGAGCGCGCAGACGCUGCUCCCGCUCACCGUGAAACAGACCAUGGACGCGGCGCAAACCAGCGGUGACAGGUCUAAUUUCGCCAUCAACGGCGUUGAGGUGUCUACGAUUAGGCUUGUUGGACGCAUGCUAGGUAAGGUUGAGCGUGUCACAGAUGUUGUAUUCACUCUUGAUGAUGGUACUGGCAAGAUAGAUGUGAAUCGCUGGGAAAAUGAGGCUUCCGAUGCUAAGGAGAUGGCUGAUGCUAAUAACGAGAACUAUGUCAUAGUCAUUGGCGGUUUGAAAGGUUUUCAAGGAAAGCGCCAUGUAGUUGCCUAUGCUGUGCGGCGUGUGACAAACUUCAAUGAAAUAACCUGUCACUUUCUGCACUGCAUUCAGGUGCAUAUGGAGCUCACAGGGUUAAAGCAGAUCUAUUCUUCAGCUGCAACAUAUGGAGGAGUAGCCCAUGCCCCAUCACAGCCAAAUCCGGUUGAUGGAAACUACAUAUCCAACUUGGUCUUGAGUGUUUUUCAUGACCCAUCUGUCAUGGACCAGGAGCAUGGACUGCACAUCAAAGAUGUCAUAGAUCGUCUCAAACUACCAGAUGAUGUAGUCAGAACCAGACUGGCAGCUUGUUUUCCUGCACAUCGUUUCUUCAAGUUCUUGGUUGUUAUUAUUAGUAUUGUGCUUGUCAAGGGCACCGAACCCCUGACUGGCGGGACCUCGGCUACGCAGUUCGUAGCCCUCGGCCGUCUUCUCCGUGCGGCCAUCCAAGGUCAUGUUGAUGUGGGCAACAUUUACAACACAAUUGAUGACUUCCACUACAAAUCUGUCCGGAAUGGAUGACCACGUUGCAAGUCCAGCGUUCAGGCUCCGUGUAGGUAUGGAGCCGUUUCAAGGAAGAAGAAAUGUAAACCCUCUUCAGGAUCGCCUAUAUUUUGCAGAUAGGCUUCAUGGUCAACAGCUUAGCAUAUCGGUUUAGGUGUGUAUUGCUCUCAUAUGUAAUGAUACAUAAGAUGUGAGUAGACUAGGUCUACCUGCAGGACAUCAGUCCGUUCCUACGGAAAUUUGUUAUGAACGUUUUACAUUCUAAGACCUAUAUAACCGUGAAGCACGCAAAUCAAGAAUAGAACCGCCAAAAAAAUGGCAGAGGGACAUUGAGUAAAA